AUGCACACCCUCACUUUAGUCCGCCGAUGCCCCACCGGGUGGCAAGCCAGCGGCUCCUUGAUUAGGGCACUGACAUCCUCUCGAAACCGUCUUCUCUUCACGGACGACCUCGCUACUCGGCCGGGAGGGGAGGAGCACGGAGGACCUCCGCCGUCGACUAGGGUCGGCGGCGCGUCAAUGGUUCCCAAGUCACCGGUGACAUCUUCAAGCACGGCCUGGAGCACGUAUCGGGGUGCUUGGCUCUCUUCGCUUGCCGGCCCGAACAACGAUUACGUUGCUGGCGAUGUUGCAGUCAUGGUCAGCGGCGAGAGGGGCGGCGGAAUAGGCGGCAAGGGCAACACGUUAGCCCCGUUCCCCGUGGGCUUCAGCAGCAGGAGCAGCAGCAGCAGCAGCAGCAGCAGCAGCAGCAGCAGCAGCAGCAGCAGCAGCCUCGAUUUCACCGUUGUAAAGGACGGGACGGAGAAGUUCCUCGUCGCGGCACGCGUGCUGGAGGCGAACCAGGCGAUCUUCGCUCGAGUGGAGGGCUUGGUCACGGGCGUGAGCACGCGGCACAGCGUGCAGGUCAGCAAAGAGCGACACCUGGAGGCCAGGUGUGACCUCAUGUUCCUGAAUCAUUCCUGCGAGCCCAACUGUCAGCUGGAGGUGGUGGACGCGGCGGACCACUGGGUUGGAUGGAAGUCAUGGGCAAAUCCAAACCCUAUUGGGAUCAGAAAAGGGGUUAUUGAAAUCCUAAAGUGCUCGACCCUCGAAAAGUACUGCAGCAAUAACCGCCGCGCGCAUGCAAUGAACACCUUCUGCAAUCCGCAGGAACAACCGUACCUGCGUGUGACGGUCAGGGCGCCCCGAAUCCGGCCGAACGAAUUGCUGACGAUCGACUAUAAUGCCAUGGAGAUCGACAUGUCGUGUCCCUUCGACUGCCAAUGCGGCGCGGUCAGAUGCAGAGGCUGGGUGUCCGGCUUUUCAAACCUGUCUCGGGCCGAGCAGAAGGAGUACAUUGACGGGGGUGCGACGAAGUCCCCGCCCCUUACCGGCGCGGUGAAAACUUGGGCUCAGGAAAACGACAUCGUAUAAAGAGACUUGCAACGCUAUGUGGAAACAACGCGGACGAUGAACAACCGGGCGUGCGGGCGGCGGGACGCGUGGGGUCGGGGGUGAGCAAUGGCGGCGGCGGCGGCGGCUAAAGCUUGAACGUCGGCACCUCAUUGAGCGUCGAUCGAAGGGCCCUAUCUAUCCUUCCCUCUCUCCCUCCUCUUCCCUAGUGUCAUGAAACCACGAAGAACGAAAAAUCGCAAAUACGAGUAGAGUCUAGACUACUGUAGACCGGUAGUUGUUUUGGCCAUCUGCGCGUAUUCUUUGUGUUUGCCUUCGUUUACUCUGCGUGGGACGUGUCCGCCCCUUAACAGAUUUCCCCCGACAACCUUUCUUGUCUCGUUCGUUGUAUUUACGGGAAUCGGGAAAAACGUUCGUAUGUCCUGGCCUCAACCUGCAGCUUGCACUGGUGAUAUCUACGAACAGGCAUGUUCGUGUGGCAGCCAUCUCUCUUGACUUGUCGUACAUGUAAACGUGGGAGACUACGGACGACGACUGCCGUUUUAUCCCUAAAUGCCUGACAAAUGACCAAACCAUAGUCUAAGCACGAAGCGCAACGUGACCAAUGCAGGCUGAAAAGAUUGUAUGCCUUUCACGUGCUGAUACAUGCGCGGGCUAUUGGUCGCUGUUGUUUUUUGGGGUGGGGCGGGGCUGGUCAGUCGCGUGUUUAUAUUUUCGUGUUUGAUGGGCGUGAACGUGAGGGUGGGGGUAGGGAAGAGGCUGCCGUCUUGGUUUACUCUGCUGUAUUUGGGAGGAGAACGUGGAAAUUCUAGAAUGCCGGUCUAGUUGGUAUCCUCGAAUACCUUCUGGUGGUCAAGAUCAGGGUCCGAACAUCGGCGGCUGCGAGCCUUUCUGGGAGGGGGGUAGGGGUCGGGGUAAGGGGGAGAAGACGAGAAGGACGGGGAGAGGAGGAGGAGGAGGAGACUAACAAGGAGAGAAGGAACAACAGGGGCUGGAUGUACGUUCGACGCGGCUAAACUCACGCCGAAAACGGCAUUCGUGUGUUGGUUGGUGUUGGAAGUUGUGCGUUCGAGAAUGAAUGUCGGAAAGUCAUGGGCGAAGCGGUAGGCGAUUGGAACACUCCCAGCUUACUUGCGAGCUCCUACAUACAUGACGUACGUAUAGUCUACCGCAGGUUCCGGCAAGGCGUGAUGCCACUCCGGGCUUUGAGAGUCACUGAAACUUGAUUCGACGAUGUCAUGUGGCUUCUCCAAUAACAACACUUUAGCGC
Ectocarpus sp. CCAP 1310/34 is the source of this 2320-nucleotide messenger RNA. The record is from the annotation of a GenBank genome assembly. Lineage: Eukaryota; Phaeophyceae; Ectocarpales; Ectocarpaceae.